UGCCGGCCCAGCAUGGCGGCGGGGCCCGGGCCGCGGCUGCCCGAGCUGCUGGCGGCGGGACGGCGGCUCUGCGAGGAGCUGGAGGCCGGCCACGAGCCCUCCUCGGGGGCCCCGGCCGUGCAGGAGAAGGUGCGGCAGGGGCUGGACGCCUUGCGGCGAGCGGCCGCCAUGGUGGCGGAGCUGGACCUGUUCAGCGAGAACGAGGAGCUGGAGGAGAUCGCCUCCACCGACCUGCAGUACCUGGUGCUGCCCGCUCUGCUGGGCGCCCUGACGCUGAAGCAGGUGGACCUGAGCAAGAGGCUGGAGCACCUGGAGAGCGCCCGGGCCCAUUUCUGGGCCUUCCUGAAGCUCUGCAAGAGCUACGGGCUGGGCAGCUUCCAGCUGCCCCCUGCCAGCCCCAGCCCCCCGGGAGAGGAAGGUGCUGGCAGCCAGACCCCCCGGGGACCCCAGGCCAGCCUGGUGGCCAUGGCCUCCAGCAGGCAGGCCAAGAUCGAGAGAUACAAGCAGAGGAAGGAGCUGGAGAACAGGUUGGCCUCCAUGAGAACCUGCGUGGAGAGCGGGCAAGCGGACGAGGCCCAGACACGGGAGUUUUACAUCCUGCAAACCCAGAGAUGGAUCAGCACCAGCCUGGAGGAGAUUGAGAGCAUUGACCAAGAGAUGGUCAUCCUGAGGAGCAGAGGUACAGCCAAGCAGCCUCCAGCUCCACCCCACGGCGCUGCUCGGCCAGCCAGGCCCCCACUGAAACCUUUCCUCCUUACCCGGGAUGCUGCUCAGGCCAAAGUGUUUGGUGUGGGAUACCCUGGGCUGCCCACCAUGACAGUGGAUGACUGGUACGAGCAGCGCAGGAGGCAAGGACUGUCUGAGCAGAGCACAGCACAGAGGGCACCAGCAGGUGUAGCUGAUGAAGAGCAGCAAAAGCAGGAGCAGGAGAAAAAAGAAGAGGAGGAUGAUGAUGAGGAAGCUCUUCAGAAAGCUCGGAGCUGGGAUGACUGGAAAGACACACACCCCAGAGGCUACGGCAACCGGCAGAACAUGGGCUGAUGCCCCCACUGCAGAGGGAGUGGAAAUCCUGUAAGAGUUGCCUGUGUCCUGGAGAUACAGGAAUAAAUACACUGUACAUAUGCAGAGGGAUCCAUGGCUUCUCUGGGAGACACUGGAGUCCAAGGAGGAAACGUGACAGCUUGCUUUGGUGUACAUUAAAUGUCAGCUGAGGGCACUGGUUGUGUACAGUGACAGCACAGAGCUCCUGGUCAGUGGAGCUCUUUCUGAGGGGUCUGACUGCCUCUGCUCUCCCUGGCAGAGGAGGUCCUUGAAAGAAAAGUACAUUGAUUUGGAAACUGCUCUUUGUAUUGUGGGUGGAUGUAUUUAUUUUUUCUCUAUCUUUUAAGCAAAAUAAAAUCUCUUGUGCUGCCUA
Molecule: messenger RNA, 1414 nt
Organism: Apus apus (common swift)
Lineage: Eukaryota; Metazoa; Chordata; Aves; Apodiformes; Apodidae
Gene: IGBP1
Product: immunoglobulin binding protein 1
Exons: 6
Coding region: 13-1041 (342 amino acids)
Biological process (GO): regulation of signal transduction; regulation of dephosphorylation
Cellular component (GO): cytosol
Molecular function (GO): protein phosphatase 2A binding
Source: RefSeq, a predicted model, not a curated record